GCAUCAAUUAUACAUAAAUACGAAGUGUUAAACUUUACACCUAAUUAUCAUAGUUCGAACAUGGGCCCCACAGACUUUCCUUGACGACCAUGCGAGGAGAACAGUUCGAUCUGCAAUCUAAAAAGCUAUUAUACAACCUUCUUUUCCUGAGUAGUCUUAUCAAUCAGGGAACGUGUUUGGGACAAGUGGAGGCUGUUUUUCAAACUUUGUCUACUUCUGACAGUAAGCUAUCUGGCGGUUUUACGUGCAGAGAUGGGACUUGUCAAAUAAAAAUGAAAGUUAUAUUCAGGAAGCCUAAUGUGAAUUCAUAUAAAACCGACAAAUUCGAUCUGCAAGGUGCUCAAACGCUGCCUCAGACAGGAGCAGGAGCUCUAAAUGAUAGUCCUGGAACUGAGUUUGAUAACCCAAUCAACGUUACUGCUCCAUCUCAAGACAAAGUAACGCAGUUUAGUGUCGAGAUACAACUUGAUGACUACUCAAACUCCCGUAGAAUAAACAUGGCAACACUGGAGCUAACAGAAAAUGUAACAACUGGUGUUAUCUACAACAGAACAUUAAUGGAGGGUUCUGUAAAUCUAACACUUAGUUUCAAGGUGAUAUGUGAAGAGAACUAUUACUUUGACUGCAGUGUAUUCUGUGUAGAACAAGAUGAUAACUUGGGACACUUCACUUGUGAUCCUGUCACUGGAGAUCCAGUUUGUCUGGAGGGUUGGACCGGGGACGACUGUCUUACAAGAACAUGCACGGCUAAUCCUGAUAUCACGGGAGGGAAAGUCACCAGUACUCCGCAAGCAAUCUACCAAGAGAACGAUACGAUUGAGAUUGAGUGUGAUGAGGAUUACCAGCUAAAUCCUCAUCUACAAAGUAAUGUGCUGACUUGCGAGGCAGACGGAAAUUGGAGCUUCGUCGACUUUGCAAAGAUAUGCACCAAAAGUGGGUGUGGAGGGUGCAGCCGACUAAGAGAACCAAAACACGGCAAACUAACCUACCUCUCCGUGAACCACUGCCUGAACGCUAACAUCAACUCAACUGUCAGUGUUGCCUGUUACCCUCACUACACAUCUCUGGUGAGGUAUCAGGGACUAAAGUGUGGUCAGGACAAGGAAUGGGUUAACUCAGCUGGUCAGCGUGUCGAGAAGAAGGGGGGUAAACUCCUCAUCGACUGCAUCCCCACAGGCGAUUCUGACAUCAACGUGAGUGAGGAUGCGCUGAAAAAAAGAUUAGCCAGAAGCACAAUGAUAAUCGCCGCUAUGACCUUGUUUAGUUUCUUCGGCAUCAUCUUCCUCUACUGUUUUCUGUAUCGGAAGCGAGAAGAGAAGAGGAAAGUGUCUCCAAGAAGGAAGAGUUAUGUGCCAGAGGAUGCGAUAAGACAAAUGAGAACACUUACAUCUACUGCAAUUGGAAAUGUACAGAGUACACAAAAUUUCCCUGUCGUUAAGAAUAACAACGGACUGAUACCAACAGCUGCUUAUGUCAAUCACGGAUUUACAGGCAAUGGAUUUGAUUACGAAUUUUAACCAAUACUCUUAUGAAUUCCAGACUCCUAAACAUCCAGACUUUUUUACAUCAGAUAGGAUAGAUUAUUAAAUUUAUUCAUUGUCAUGCUUAGAAUAUUUUGACCAAAGAUUUAGAUUUAGAUCAUCCGACAAUUAACAAUAGCUUGAUAAAAUAGGUAAUGAUUCACUAUGUUGAAUUUUAAUUAGUAAAAUUAACAUUUUACUUUUAUUUCUC
Bolinopsis microptera is the source of this 1731-nucleotide messenger RNA. RefSeq lists its product as uncharacterized. The transcript has 8 exons. Bases 90 to 1517 code for a protein of 475 amino acids. The record is from RefSeq and is a predicted model, not a curated record. NCBI's taxonomy places the organism in Eukaryota, Metazoa, Ctenophora, Tentaculata, Lobata, Bolinopsidae. Gene Ontology annotation, cellular component: membrane. Gene Ontology annotation, biological process: cell communication.